Molecule: messenger RNA, 1289 nt
Organism: Doryrhamphus excisus (bluestripe pipefish)
Lineage: Eukaryota; Metazoa; Chordata; Actinopteri; Syngnathiformes; Syngnathidae
Source: RefSeq, a predicted model, not a curated record
GGAGGAGGAGAGUUGCAUUCGUGAGUCACAAAAGGCUGACUCAGUUAAAAUGUGGUGUGAAGAAAGAGAGAUGUCAUCCAAAAAGGUAGAUGAAGCACCUGGCAAUGGAAUUGUCUUGAAGAACAAGUACACUACAAAGGAGAGUGCUUCCAAUGAGCAGGCAUCCUUGGCCAGGAACCAGCAAUGGCAUUCUUACGACCAGGACAGAGAGGCCUGCAUGAGGGCAGUGGUGGACAUGAUGUGGGUGGAGAAAGAGCUGGAUGAGAUGGCUCAGGGCGAGCUAAAGCCACACAAUAAGGACCUUUCAGAGGAGGACAGCAUCAGCGACAUGAUAGAUGACUUUGAAAUCUCCCUGGAGAUAGAUCAACACAAGCUGGCGCAGCUGCAGCAGCAGCUUGACACAGCCCGCGAGGACCUUGCACGGGCCAAUGAAAGGUGCCAGGAAAAGGAGAGCGAGGUGAGCGAGCUCAAGCAGCAGCUCGAAUGUCAUCAGCUGUGCUACAAGGAGAACGAGCAGCUGACGGAGGAGCUGAGAGAACUCCAGAACAAAUUGGAGGAGGAGAGGCAGCAGAAAGACAAACUGAAGAUGAAGUCUUCUAUCCUAUGGAGGGUCAUGGUGGAGCGUUAUCAAGCAGACCAGGAGAAGAUCAAACACCUGGAGAAACAGAUCAACAUUUCCUCACAGGACCUUGAGGAUGAGGUGCAGGGUGCUUCAUAUUUGAGGAAACAGAUGCACAGACUCUGCAAAAUAAUGCAGAGAACCGUGGACAAAAAGACUGUUAAGAAAUUGUCCGAUACGGAGGGGUACGAGGCGAUCGAGGAAACCGACAACAUGAUGCCAUGCUCGUCCUCCGCGCCCAAGGGUAGCAUUGUGGAUGAAAGCGUCCUCAGCUGUCCUCGCUGCUGCCUCCCUUAUCCAGCCAGUCAGUACGGAGAUCUCCUAAGCCACAUGGAAGUCUGCCUGGACUGAGCAGACCAUCAAAGCUUCCUGAGAUCUGCAGCGAUUCAUCUUCAUUUGAUUCAGUUGUGUUCAACUCUUCUGCUUUAAUUUCAUAGCAAUGUUUGUAUUUACCCUCCAAAAUAAAAGCUUGAUCCGCUCCAUGUCAUAAGAAGCUGAAAACAUCUUGUGGAAGUUAAUCCCCUUUCUGUACUAUUUAAGGAGCAGAGAUUGGCAGCCACCAAUAUGGGAAAUUAGACGCCUACACAGGAAGUGUAUGCAUUAUGUUCCUAAUGUAGAGCUAACAUUAAAUCACAUCCUUGACUUUCUCUUUGCUGUUUAGCCAAUAAAA